UAACGCGUAGUUGCGAACUUACGCUAUUUAGAUCCUUUGUGAAUCUGCAUCUCUAAUAAUGUUCAUGAAAAAUGCUGACCUCCUUCUUCUUCCUCCUCCUCCUAGUGAUUACAGCCUCAGGAGAAGACGAAUUCACCUUCAAUGGAUUCAACAGUGCCAACCUGAGCCUUGACGGCUCCGCGUCGAUCACAAACAACGGCCUCCUCGAGCUAACCAACGCCACUCAGAUGGUGAGCGGCCAUGCCUUCCAUCGCCUCCCGCUUCACUUCAGGUCUCAGACCGGUAAAACCAUCUCAUUUUCCACCACAUUCGUAUUUGCUAUUCUCUCUGAGACCUCCAAUCUCAGCGGCCAUGGCAUCUCUUUCUUUGUCUCCCGCACGUGUGAUCUAUCUACUGCUCUCCCAACCCAGUACUUGGGCCUGUUGAAUGUAGACAACGAUGGAAACCCAGCCAAUCAUAUUUUAGCUGUUGAGCUUGAUACUGUCCAGAACCCCGAACUUCAAGAUAUCGAUGAUAACCAUGUCGGUAUUGAUGUCAACAGCUUGAAGUCCAUCGACUCGCAUGGAGCUGGUUACUAUGAAGAUAGCACUCGUUUUCUUAGAAACUUGUCACUUACAAGUGGACAACCAAUGCAAGUUUGGAUAGAUUUUGAUGGCGAGGAGACGAAACUCAAUGUUACCUUAUCCCCGUUGAAAUUGCCAAAACCUAGUAGGCCACUCUUAUCCUCUACCGUCGACCUGUCAAGCUUGAUGCUAGAUACCAUGCAUGUCGGUAUUUCUUCCUCGACUGGUUCUUUCCGUACUCGCCAUUACAUUCUCGGGUGGAGCUUCAAGAAGAACGGGGUAGCGAAGCCCCUCGAUUAUGACAAGCUUCCUUCACUCCCUGUUUCUAAAACUAAAGGUAGUAGUUCUGAGGUUUUGGCGACAUCAUUGCCCGUAGCUUCGUGUUCAUUUGUAUUAUUAAUUGUUGCUUCUACUGCGAUCGUAAUAAGGAGGAGGAUAAAGUACGCGGAGCUACUCGAAGAUUGGGAGCUCAAAUACGGGCCUCAUCGGUUCUCGUACAAAGACUUGUACGAAGCAACAAAAGGGUUUAAAGAGAGUCAGUUACUCGGGAUGGGAGGCUUUGGUAGAGUCUACAAAGGGGUUUUGCCGACUUCCAAGAUGGAGAUUGCAGUGAAGAAAAUAUCUCACGGAUCAACACAAGGUUUGAGAGAGUUUGUGGCUGAAAUUGUCAGCAUCGGCCAGUUCCAUCAUCGAAACCUCGUGCAGCUCUUAGGCUACUGUCGCCGCAAAGGAGAGUUCCUCUUGGUAUAUGAUUUCAUGCCCAAUGGUAGCCUUGACAAACUUUUACAUGACUGUACCAAGACUACCCUUAAUUGGGCUCAAAGAUUUCAGAUCAUCAAAGGAGUGGCUUCGGGUCUUUUAUACCUGCACGAGGACUGGGAGCAGGUUGUGAUUCACCGAGACAUCAAGGCUAGCAAUGUGCUGUUAGAUCGUGAUUUCAAUGGGAGGCUUGGAGAUUUUGGUCUCGCGAGAUUAUAUGAUCGAGGCACUGAUCCUCAGACUACUCGUGUUGUUGGAACCAUGGGCUAUCUUGCUCCUGAGCUUGCUAUAAGUGGAAAGGCUACAACUUCAACCGACGUUUUUGCGUUUGGUACCUUCCUACUUGAAGUGGUAUGUGGUAGGAGGCCGAUUGCAACCCAUUCAGAGUGCGAGGACCUGGUCCUUGUAGAAUGGGUUUAUGAGAAUUGGCGAAGGGGGUCACUAAUUGACACAAUGGACUCAAGAUUGCGAGAUGAGUACAGAGAUCAUGAGGUGGAGUUAGUAUUGAAGCUUGGCUUGCUAUGCUCACAUCCAAUUCCUGAAUCAAGGCCAAGCAUGCGCCGAGUGAUGCAGAUUUUGGAUGGGGAUGCACAGCUCCCUGAGUUGUUGCCGAGUUUUCUCAGUCUUAGCAGUCUUUCAUUGUACCGAAGUGCAGGGUUUGAUAACUAUAUUAUGUCAUUCAACUCCUCAGCAGCCCUUCAUUCAUCUGUGAUAUCUGACUUUGUGUGUGAAAAUUGAUAUUUUUACCUUUUGGUUGCAAACUUGCAAUAUAACUUGCUCACUAUAAGCAAGAUGGAUUGUUGAGUUUUAACUGAUCUUAUGGAGUGAUCAAACUUUUAUAUGUCCAUAGAACCUUGUUGUUGUUCCUUCACACAGCUAAGAUGAGUCUAGAGUUGGAAGGUACUGUGCCCACUCUGUCUCCCAUAUAAAUUUUAUAC
Molecule: messenger RNA, 2260 nt
Organism: Asparagus officinalis (garden asparagus)
Lineage: Eukaryota; Viridiplantae; Streptophyta; Magnoliopsida; Asparagales; Asparagaceae
Product: L-type lectin-domain containing receptor kinase IV.2-like
Exons: 1
Coding region: 72-2060 (662 amino acids)
Biological process (GO): protein phosphorylation
Cellular component (GO): plasma membrane
Molecular function (GO): protein kinase activity; ATP binding; carbohydrate binding
Source: RefSeq, a predicted model, not a curated record